Molecule: messenger RNA, 1474 nt
Organism: Megachile rotundata (alfalfa leafcutting bee)
Lineage: Eukaryota; Metazoa; Arthropoda; Insecta; Hymenoptera; Megachilidae
Product: protein Nazo
Source: RefSeq, a predicted model, not a curated record
GAAAUCUCAUUUUAAAUCUCAUAGACUAAGUUUCUACCGAGGGUUCAAAUCGGGUUGGAGUCGGGUUUGAGUCGCGGGUUGGAGUUGCGGCAGGGUUGAACAUUACCAACUGCAUAAAGUUAACUACCAUAUUCUGACAUGUAAAGGAGAGCAAUAUUAAUUUUACAAUAUCAAAAUAACAUACAAAAAUUAUUUCUUAGAUUACAAGAUCACCGACAAAAUGUAAUAAUAACCUUGUCUACACCAAUUAAUACAACACGUGAUAUACAAUGCAAUUUGGAUUUGUUAUGUUGGCAACAUGAAUUCGCCUUUUGUCGUUUCCACUGAACCUCAAUUGAACGCUACCCUACAAUUUUAUAGGAUAGAGUUCAACUAAAACUUUGGUAUUUCCACCGUAAGAGCGCUCACCUCAACCCGACUCUAACCCGAUUUGAACCCUCGGUGGAAACUUAGUCAUAGAAAUAUAAUUCAAGUAUGCAAUGUACAAAAUGUUAGUAUAAAAGUAAUAUAUGCAAAAAAGAAUGGAAAUUGAUGACAUUUGAAUAUAGCGGGGACAAUGGUGGGAGGUGACAAUACUUUUACUCACAGAUUGGACCUCCAAAUGAAACUGUAUGAGACUAUAUCAAGUUUAUUAGGAUUCCCCAGUCUAAUGAUGAGAGAGAAUAUAAAUGCAACUGCUACAAACUUGUACGACACGGGAUUAGUUUGAGACUCCAACACAUUACAGUUAAUUCUUAAAGUUAAAAUUAUAAAUGAGUUGUUUAGAAAAAAUGUUACCAACUUCUUCUAUUUUAGAAGAAGUUUCAAAACUUGAAGCUGUCAAAAAAAUACAAGUAUCUGUUAACUCUUCGAUAAAAUAUGGAGCAAUGGUUGGAAUAGCAACAGUGGUUUCUGGUAUUCUUGCUGGUCCUGUAGGAAUUACAGCUGGAGGUAUACUCAGUAGUUGUGUAGCAGGUUUAAUGUCACAAGGAGAAUUUAAAUCAGUUACUUAUAUUCUUCUUUAUGAAACUUCUCCACAAGAAAAGGAGAAACUAGCACAAUUAAUACGCGAACAACUCAAUUCAAAAAAUAUAAAUACAAUGCGUGACUUUAUUCUUAAUAUACAAAAUAGCGUAGAGCUUCAAAUGCUAAUAGUACAAUUAAUUACUGGAUUUGUAACCAACUACCUUCAUAGAACAGUAAAACAAUAAUUUUUUUUAUACUAAAAACAAAGAUGGAAAUGUUCAUUGAUAGAUACAUUGUUCGCAUAGGAAGAAAUAACGUUCACUAGUUACAAAUGAAUAAUUAAGUAUAAUUUAUUGAUUUACUUAUUUUUAUAUGUUAUAAUGUUUCUUUGUAGAAGAGUAACCAUUUGAUUUAAGCAAAAAUGUCCUGUAUAAUAUAUGCAAAUUUUUAAUUCUCAAAAAGUUGCAUACAUAUUAACAUGUAAUAUGAAUUGAAAAUAUUAUUAUGCGUUUUUCUCCAAAAUUAAUUU